UUCCGCACACUGUAAUCUAAUCCGUUUGACAUCUAAAAUGGGCCUUCAGAGCGCCGAGUCCAUCCCGCAGCUCACGGUUACUUGCAGGAGAACCGGAUAAAGACACACACGGAUAAAGAUCGGACGCGUUUAAACCACUGGAUCCGUCAACUUUGGUCCUUGAUUUUGGAGCGGGAGCAGUUUCGCAAAAUUUUUUGCUUAUUUUUUUUGUUUGUUUGUUUGUUUGUUUUGCUUUGCAUCCGCAGAGUGUUUGUGUGUAAUAACUUACCCGGCAUCUGGAUUGUCCGCUAAAAAAAAACCCCACAUCAUUUUGUCUGAACGCAUCUUUCUCUCUUUUCUGCUUUUGCUCUCAGCUCCGUAUGAUCCUGCAGGUUUGGAUAAGCAAAGCUAGCUUAGCUGAAGUUAGUUGUUCAGGCUAGCCGUGGCUGGGGUUUAGCUAGCAGAUUGUGCACGCGCUGAUUUCAUUUCCAGAGCAUUGCCCCCUUUUUUCUCCCCCUGCUUCAUUCCAAAGAAAUCGGAGGCAAAAGCGUCGACAGAUAUAUAUCAUUUUUUUAAUACAGCCACCUUUUACCGCGAGGCAAAAAAAAACAAGAAUAACCUAACCAACCAAACAAACAAACAAAGGAUUUGGGUUGAGUUUCACUUGGAGAAGAAAGAAACACCAAGAAACUGACAUGAUGUUUCCACAAGCCAGGCACUCGGCCGCGUCUCAAUCAGCACAACCGCUAAAGUUCACCACCUCGGAUUCCUGCGACCGCAUUAAAGACGAGUUCCAGUUUCUCCAAGCACAAUAUCACAGUCUAAAGUUGGAGUGUGAUAAACUGGCCACGGAGAAAUCAGAGAUGCAGCGUCACUACGUCAUGUACUACGAGAUGUCGUACGGGCUCAACAUUGAGAUGCACAAACAGGCUGAGAUUGUAAAGAGGCUGAAUGCCAUAUGCGCUCAGGUGCUGCCCUACCUGUCCCAAGAGCAUCAACAGCAGGUCCUGGGAGCAAUUGAGAGAGCCAAGCAGGUCACUCCACCAGAGAUGAACUCAAUAAUUCGGCAGCAGCUCCAGGCCCACCAGCUCUCUCAGCUACAGGGUUUGGCUCUGCCUAUGACCCCUCUGCCCCUGGGCUUGACCCCUCCGACCUUGCCUUCCUCCUCCUCGUCCUCCACCGCUCCUGGUCUCUUCUCUCUCUCCAGCAUCCUGGCGUCACACGCUCACCUCGCCAAGGAAGAGAAGAACGCCCGUGAUGCCGCGAACAGCGCCGACACACACCGCGACGACGACGGAGACAAAUCCGACUAAGCCCACUUUAACGCUUCUCUCACCGAGGCGAAGAGAGCACAGAGAGACAAUGACGAGAACACCGCCUUGUUUUGUUUUUCCUCUCGCAUCCUCCUUCUAAAGCCUCUUGCUUUUCUGAAUGCAUGCCUUAGUUUAAAAAAAAAAAAAAAAGUCCUUUUUAGUCAUUGCGUUAACAAAAAAAAAAACAAAAAAAAAAAUCUAUUUUCUUUCCUGAUUUCCUCCAUUGUGUUUGGGUUUCCAUUAUUCCGCUGUGGGAUCCGCGGCUUCCUGCAGUCUGCUAGACUUUCCGAUAUCAUCCCUUUAGAGCUCCUUCUCAUACGAGCUCGUCCUCAGACUAAACAGAGUAGCUUCUGGAUUAAGCCGAGGACGUGAUCCUCUUUCCAGACGCUCAGACAAUCCGGUAUUUUUCUUUAUUCCCGCGUUGCACACGUGGCAGAAUCCGAUAUAGUUUGGAAGUUCUUGUAAAAGCACAAUUAUCCAAAAUCAGCAAUGUUAUCGUAGAGUAACUGUAGACCCCAAUUAGUUUUUUGUUUGUUUUGGCUCUAUUUCUGUCUUUGUUUAUCUUCUCUGCAUAAAAACUUUGCAUUUCAAUCGUAAAGGUGCGGUUCGUGAUCGUUAAAAAGUUGUUCUAGAUCUAUAAUAAUCCUAUAGUUUCGAAGAUCCCUUAGGAAACAGACCGACUUAUUUCAUUUCCAUCUCCAUCCAAAUCUGAUCAAUCCUUUCAGCUUCCUGUUUCUCCUUUUUCCAUUCCAGCGUGGUGGUGGUGGCAUCAUGUUUGGGUGAAAAGGUGAUUAGUCAGAGAAGCAGCCAUGCAUGAGCUGAGCUACCACCACCACCAUGGUUCACUGUGUCCAUUCAGUCCAUUUCAGUUUUUCCAGUUUCGUGUUCCCACUAGUCAUCACUUGAGUCCAGCAUUUUGAAAACUAUUUGGAAGUUCAGUUUGUUCAUCUGCUUUGUGUUGUCUUCUAGAUGGGAUUAUGUGCUUGGCACUUUCUCAGUCUUAACUUCGAGAGAGAAAAAGAGAGAGAGAGAGGCUGAUGAAGGAACUCUUUAUAGCUGCUAUAAUGUAAGUGGUAACAGGAACGACUUUUAGUUUUUUCGUGGAAAUGCCACAGCGUUAAACGGAACUAUAAAUGGAUAAACAGUACGUGUAAUAGUUGCCAAAUCGAUGUGGUCAGAGGAAAACAACGCUUCAGACAUAACCACAUCGUCAUUGAUUAGUUUCCUAUAACAGCAUGCUGCAUCGUGGGGUUUUUCAGGCAUAUCUACGCUCAUGUUUUAUUAUUUUGCCCCUUAUCGUGCUUCACUUCAAAAGCAGACUAAUGGAGUGUGUGAGCUAGAACCUUUUCCUCUUCUGCUACCAAAAGGAGGUGUAUUGUUUUGCCUCUUCUUCCUCUCUCUCUCUAAGCUGUGUGCACAUGGGGGUGUGUGUUGUAGAUGGUGUAUUUGUGCCAUAUACACAGGAAAGGGAAGUUUGUUCAUGUUCACCGAAUGAUCAGGAAAAACGAAAAGAAAAGUGCAGCUUUGUUUUGACGUAUCCAGGACGCGCUUUCGGUCCGAGAUUUCUCAUUCGAAGCCUGCGCUCCUGUGAUCUUUCAGAGGUGAGCACUUAGUUCGAAAUCCAUUUCCCGAAUGAAUCGAUUUCUACCAAACUACGACUGCUCGAAAUAAUGGUCUUUAUAGAUCCUGUUCUGUGUUGCACCCCCCCCCUCCCUUUUAGAAAAGGAAAUUAACACCAAGAGAGAGAGAGACAGUUCUAACAUCAGCAUUCGGCUGUAAUCUGCAACCUCCGAGCUGCUUUGCACAAGACUACAGCGGAAUCUUUUUUACAGUCGACACAGACGUCAGGCUUAAGAAUGCAAAUAUGGCUUAUUUUUUCAAGUACAAAAGAAGCAGGUGACGGUUCAGCGGUGAAAACGAUUAGCACAGAAAGGAUCGAAUCUAAGGGUCUUGGCACAAAAUCAGUUUAGAGAAGCCAGUUUGUAAUUUUGUCGCUUGAAAAAUUUGCCGAACGAGGAAAAGUGUGAUCCAUUGGCAGAGCAGGAUCAUACUAAAUAAUGACAAUUUCUCACUUUAUUUGUUUUUAAAGCUCCCCCUCAAGCAGAACUUAUUUCCGCCAUGUCACCACAAGGGGGCAGAAUUUCCUUGAGAACAUGUUGUGCCUGUUGUGAAAGUACAGUAUAUGGGUUCUGUUUGGCUUGUAGGAUUUUACUACCUAUAGUACGUUUUUAAAAAAUCGUUCUAAUCCAGGGGUCAUCGAUUUCUAGGCUGGAGACGGAACGGUUCGAGGAUUUCCGUGUGUCCACAGCGAUGUUUAAUAGAGGUGGAGGAGCAGGGAAAGGGUCAAACUGUUAAAUGUCCAGUCUUACAGGACUGCAGAGAGAAGAAUUCAUUAUGGACAUGCUGUGUAGAGGUAUGUUUGGGAAGGUGUGUGUGUGUGGUAGGAUAGAAUAGUAUUGUUUGUACUGUAUGUAUUUUAGUACAUGCCAUCAACCCCUGUCAGUCAACACCUGUGCUGGGAUGGACACUGGUGUUGGAUCGUUUUGGGUUUUUUAUAUAUAUAUAUAUAUAAGUUCAAAAUAUUUCCCGAAAUUUUUGUCAUUCAGCUUGAAUGAAAGAACGAAAGAAAGAAAAUAGCUACUCACACAAAUGUUAAAAAUGCCUUAGAAAAAGGUUUCAUUAAGGUUUCAUUUCUUUCCAGUAUAUAAAAAAUGAACGUUGGUCACCUUUUUUUUUAUUUUUCUUGUUCUUUUUUUUUUUAAAAUAGUUCUGUUUGUGAUUGCACUUGAUCGUCACCGUGAGCGGGGAAAAGAAAAGAAACAGGGAAGCAAGACAAGUACACAAAAUCUUACUGGAAAAAGAUUCAAACCAAUCAAAUAGUGUGUGUGUGUGUGGGUGGGCUUGUGUGUGUUUAUGUUGUGAAGGGACAAUUUCUAAUAUAUGUAUAAAUAUAUCAAUAUACAUAUAAUUUUGUAAACAUUUUGUAUGUAUAGAGCUACAUUUAUCGUGUGUGUGUGUGUGUGAAGGAAAUGUAGUGUAUGCAGUUUUGAUGACUGAGAGCCUGUCCAGUAUAUUGAUUGAGACUUGCCUUGAAAUACGUAGAUGUAUUUCAGGAAAGAAAAAUAAAUAAAUAAACUAAAUUAAAUUGGCUGUAGUUGUUACACUAGGCAGCAAUCUGCACAUCAUUUUCAGGACCUGAAGUAUUUGUUUUCCUUUACACUCCUUCGAAAAAAUAAAUAAAAAAAAGUGAUCUAAAGCUAACGUAGCUCUGUGGUCAGCCGAGGUCCAGACGAUGGAUGGUCAAGUGCGAGUUGUAAAUACAGCAUCCGUUUUCUCAACACCUGUAAAGUUAACGUUCGUUUCGGAUCCGAUAUUAGAAUUUCAACCCUUCUGAUUUCUUCCUUUUAAUUUUCUUCUUUAGUAAGUUUUUACUUUUCUCUUCUCAUUUCGUGAUGUGUGUUAAACUCUUGAGUGUGUUCUUGCUGGAAAGUGUGUCAGUUGUGUUAUGAAGAUCAAUGUUAUUGUUUUUGUUUUGUUUUUUUUUGUUUGUUUAAGGAGAAAAAAAAAUGUGAGGGGAAACUUAAAGUUCAAUUUGUUUCGUUAUUCAAGACUGGGAUUCUGCAGUAAGGAAAUAUUUAUGGUGCCUUACAAAUAAAAGCUUCAGUGUACCUCUAA
Messenger RNA from Hemibagrus wyckioides, 4967 nucleotides. It is a transcript of the gene chico, whose product is annotated as chico. The transcript has 7 exons. Gene Ontology annotation, cellular component: transcription regulator complex; nucleus. NCBI's taxonomy places the organism in Eukaryota, Metazoa, Chordata, Actinopteri, Siluriformes, Bagridae. The coding region runs from base 675 to 1292 and encodes 205 amino acids. Gene Ontology annotation, biological process: regulation of DNA-templated transcription; negative regulation of canonical Wnt signaling pathway. The record is from RefSeq and is a predicted model, not a curated record. Gene Ontology annotation, molecular function: protein binding; transcription corepressor activity.